AUUUUUAAUUUCAAAAGGUGAUUGUUCCGAAGCAUGGACCACUUAAGUCUUAACCUGCCUCAGAGAAGCACGAUAAGGAUACAUUCUCUGUAGCAUUGUAGUAUACUUGAACGAAGAAAGUGCAGUAGGUUCUAGGUAGUGUGAGUGAAAAAAUGGGGAUGGAGAGUGUUUUACCCUUCAUGGGGAUGGUGAUUGUGCAGGUUGCUAUGGUAGGACAAUUGGUAACCGGACAAGAGGCCAUGCUCGAUGGAAUGACAAAUUUCACCUUUAUUUUCUACUUCAAUGCUCUUUCCUUCCUCAUUCUUGCAUUUUCUUUGUUUUUCUUCCGAAACUCUAGCAAUCUUCCUGCCCUCACUUAUGCAGUAGUCUGGAGAUGCCUCUUGUUUGGAUUUUUCGGUUUUAUGACGCAGAUAACUGGGUAUACAGGAAUUCAGUAUGCCUCCCCUACACUUGCCACUUCAAUGCUUAAUCUCAUCCCUGGUUUUACCUUCAUCUUCGCCAUUAUUUUCAGGCUGGAGAAAGCAGAGGUAAGGAGCUCGGGUGCACGGGCUAAAAUUAUUGGAACUCUGGUUUCAGUUGUUGGAGCUUUCAUCGUAACUUUGUACCAAGGACCCCGAAUCCUAAAAGGAACUUCAUCCGCAAACUCAACUCAGAAUUUGACUCAAUCACAAGAUUGGGUCAUAGGAGGGUUGCUCCUAGCUUUGACCUCUGUAUUUGCUUCUUUAUUUAUCACCACACAGGCACUGAUCCUUCAGAAACAUAUAUCAAAGCUGGUUGUAUCACUAUUUUACAGCUCAACUAUCGCCAUUCUAUCUGCCGUGCUAUCCUUGAUAUUAGAGAGAGACCUGAGUCCUUGGAGCUUAAGCUCCAAUGUGAGGAUCAUGGCUGUUGUUUACUCGGGACUAUUUGGUGCUAGUUUCCAAGUGACUGUUAGUUCAUGGUGCAUGCAAAGGACAGGACCGCUAUUUGUGGUGAUGUUUCAUCCCUUGGGGAUUAUCAUUUCAUCCAUCAUUGGUAUAACCUUCAUGGGUGAUGCUUUCUAUCUGGGAAGUUUGGUAGGAUCAAUUGUUAUCAUUGUUGGGGUCUAUACGGUUAUAUGGGGAAUUUCUAAGGAAAGGAAGUUUACUCAAGCAAACAGCAUCAGUUCGCCUCUUAUGCUAGACAAUCCCAAGGAUACAACGCUACCAGCGCCUUGAAGAUGCAGCCUCACUUUUCAAAUAUCAAAGUUCUAAAUCAAUAUUAGAAUCCGAAUCUCAAGUCUGUUUGAUAUCACUGCAUUGAGUUUCAAGUAAUUUGGUAUAAAGAGGCUUGUUCAUGAUAGUCGACAGGAUCCCUGACACGAAUUUGAAAAUAAAUCUAUACACUUUUUUUUGCCGAGAAAGAGAUGAAUAUCAUUACUUCAAAUCGUUCAAUAAUA
Messenger RNA from Daucus carota subsp. sativus, 1417 nucleotides. Its product is annotated as WAT1-related protein At5g40240. The transcript has 6 exons. Gene Ontology annotation, cellular component: plasma membrane. Gene Ontology annotation, molecular function: transmembrane transporter activity. The record is from RefSeq and is a predicted model, not a curated record. NCBI's taxonomy places the organism in Eukaryota, Viridiplantae, Streptophyta, Magnoliopsida, Apiales, Apiaceae. The coding region runs from base 153 to 1196 and encodes 347 amino acids.